Conger conger (European conger) is the source of this 915-nucleotide messenger RNA. RefSeq names its product free fatty acid receptor 3. Lineage: Eukaryota; Metazoa; Chordata; Actinopteri; Anguilliformes; Congridae. The transcript has a single exon. Gene Ontology annotation, biological process: positive regulation of calcium ion transport; G protein-coupled receptor signaling pathway; positive regulation of insulin secretion. The record is from RefSeq and is a predicted model, not a curated record. Bases 1 to 915 code for a protein of 304 amino acids. Gene Ontology annotation, cellular component: plasma membrane. Gene Ontology annotation, molecular function: bioactive lipid receptor activity.
AUGGAGCGGGAGAUGGCUGUAGCAGACUUUGUCUCGCUGGUUGUCUACUCCCUCACCUUCCUGCUCGGCCUGCCCUCCAACCUGCUGGUGCUGGCCGUGUACGUGCGCAAGGCCUGCAAGCGCGGGGCCACGCCCUGCGUGGUCUACGCCCUCAACCUGUGCGUCUCCAACCUGGCGCUGGUGGCCUGGCUGCCCGUCAUGGCGCUGGAGACCGCCCUGCAGAGCUGGGCCCUCCCCUUACCCGUCUGCCUGGUCUAUAGCUUCUUCCUCUUCGCAUCGCUGUACGGCAGCUGCCUGUUCCUGGCGGUCACCACCGUGGGGCGCUACCUCGGCACGGCCUUCCCCAUCAGCUACAAGCUGUACCGCAGCGCCCGGCUCUCCUGUGGCGUGAGCGCUGGCCUCUGGGCCCUGGUGCUGCUCCACCUGGGGCUGGGCCUGGCGGCGGAGGGAGGGGCCUUCUUUACCCACUCCUCGCCGCGUAGCAACGAGUCCAGGACCUGCUUCCGGGACUUCACCACCGAGCAGCACGCCGUGCUGCUGCCGCUGCGUCUGGAGAUGGCGCUGCUCCUCUUCCUGCUGCCGCUGGCGGUCACGGCCUUCUGCACACUGCGCUGCGUGGUGCUGGUGCGCCGGUCCUGCCUGCCCGCGGGGCGCAAGCGGCGGGUGGUGGGCGUGGCCUGCGCCACGCUGGCCGUGUUCGCCGUCUGCUACGGCCCCUACAACGCCUCGCACGUGGUGGGGUUCGUGGAGGGCUGCACGGUGGCCUGGAGGAAGGAGGCCAUUUUGUCCAGCACCUGCAACGUCUUCCUGGAGCCCGUGGUGAUGCUGCUGCUCUCGCCUCCCCGCCUGCCGGGAUUGGCCGGAAGGCUGUGCGGGAGGGCGGGCCAUGUGAAAACUGUAACAACCAGAACCUGA